ACGCCACGUCCGACUACCCUCGCUAAACUUGCAUUUUAUUCGUGUUCCCUUCUCUUCACCAAACGAGUUCCAUCAACGCAUUCUCAUCUGUGUCCCGCAGACAUGACUGAAGAAGAUCUACACCCUGAGAAACACAAUCCCCUCCACUUUAAACAGGAGUCGGAGAUGUUGUACAUCAAAGAGGAAGCAGAGCCAGUUGCCCCCUACAUUAAAGAAGAAGAACAGGAAGUGAAAAUCCAUAAGUUUCCAUUGACCGUCAGUGUGAAGAGUGAAGAAGAUGAAGGUCUAAUCGAACAGAGCGGAGCAGCGACACCUUCAAGCGACAGCACAUUUCAGCACCUGACGAUAAAAGAAGAGGGACGAUCGCAACCGGACGGCUUCUUAGCUCAGCUUUCGGACAGUAACGACGUAACGUCACACUCUUCUGACACUGAUACUAAUGAGGAGGAUGUUGACUUUGACCAAAAUGCUCUGAAAUCCUUAAACAGGUCAUCAUUGAAAAUAGAUGCAAAAGAAUGUGCGGGUGGGAAACAGUUUUUCUGCACGCAUUGUGACAAGGGAUUUUCUCGGGGGUCUGGUUUAGACAGGCAUACGCGUAUACACACUGGCGAAAAGCCUUUUGCCUGCACAUAUUGUGGUAAAAGAUUCGCCCAUAAGGGAACUUUAAACGCGCACACAAGAACACACACUGGAGAGAAGCCUUUCCCCUGCACACUUUGCGAUAAAAGAUUUUCUCUGAAACCUCGGUUAAAAAGGCAUCAACGUACACACACUGGAGAAAAGCCUUUUGCCUGCACACGUUGUGAUCAACGAUUCACCCAGAGAGAAAAUUUAAAGAAACACAUAAACACACACACUGGAGUGCAGCCUUAUAUCUGCUCACUUUGCAAGAAAGGGUUUUCUCUGAAGGCACUGUUAGAAAUCCACAUGCGUACACACACUGGAGAAAAGCCUUUUGUCUGUACAGUUUGCGACAAAAGAUUUUCUCAGAAGUCCCAUUUAACAACACAUCAGCGUACACACACUGGAGAGAAGCCUUUCGCCUGCACAGUUUGCGACAAAGGAUUUUCUCGGAAGUGUAAUGUUGUAACGCAUAUGCGUACACACACUGGAGAAAAGCCUUUUGUCUGCACACUUUGCAACAAAGGAUUUUCUCAGAAGUAUAAAUUAACAGUACAUAAGUGUACACCAGUGGUCUCCAAACUAUUCCAAAUAGGGCCGCAGUUGGUGCAGGGUUUUGUUCCAACAAAACAAGACAACACCUUUGCACCAAUCUUGUGUUUUAAAACUGUAAUCAGUUGAUUGCAGUCAGGUGCUACUUGUUUUAGAAGAAACCUCAUUGGUUAAACUGUCUGUGCACGAUCAGUAUGAACAAAAACCAGGACACACAGCGGCCCUUGAGGACCGGUUUGGAGACCCUUGGUGUACACAGACUGGAAAAAGCCUUUUGUCUGCGCAUGUUGUGGUGUAUAUCAACACUUGACGAGUCUAAUCAUAUGAUGUAAUUAAAUCACCUACUAUUGUCUGGGAUAAAAGAAAAUUUUGACUAAGGUCCUGGUCUUUUUCACAACUAGCCAAUUAUCUUGAUUUAUUUAUUUUUUUUAAUUGAGGGAAUUUAGGUGAGGUUGUUUCAUAUCAAACUUGAUCUGUUGAUAUUAGGACUUUUCUGCUAUUUUGAUUGUCAGAUUUGGCUUUUGUGUCAUCUGUUUGUUGCUUUUGUAAACUCUGUUGUAAAGUGAACUUGAUUAUGUUGAAAGGAUAUUAGAAAUAAUAUGUAUUACACUCGUCAACAGUCAAAUUUGAAAUAUUGAUACUAUUUGUAGCUAAAUUGAGGUCAUUGAAUGCAUUGCAAGUGUCAGAAUAAAGAAAUUGUCUCUGCGAGUUCA
This is a messenger RNA of Corythoichthys intestinalis (scribbled pipefish), 1886 nucleotides long. Its product is annotated as zinc finger protein OZF-like. The transcript has 2 exons. Lineage: Eukaryota; Metazoa; Chordata; Actinopteri; Syngnathiformes; Syngnathidae. Gene Ontology annotation, biological process: regulation of transcription by RNA polymerase II. The record is from RefSeq and is a predicted model, not a curated record. Gene Ontology annotation, molecular function: DNA-binding transcription factor activity; RNA polymerase II cis-regulatory region sequence-specific DNA binding. Bases 103 to 1302 code for a protein of 399 amino acids.